Molecule: messenger RNA, 1494 nt
Organism: Castor canadensis (American beaver)
Lineage: Eukaryota; Metazoa; Chordata; Mammalia; Rodentia; Castoridae
Source: RefSeq, a predicted model, not a curated record
AUGAUUGAGGUCCUGGGAACUGGAAAGCGAAAGGCUGGAUCGACCGAGGGGCCGCCCACCGGCCGCAGGCUGGAGUGGGGUCGGGCGUCCGACAGGGAGGGACCGGCGCGGGGCGGGGCCGGCGCGGGCGGGCCGGCGCGGGGCGGAGCCGCGGCGAUAGCAGCCAAUGGGCUGAAUGAGGCCGGUGGCGUUGCCUGCGCACUAGCGGCGCAGUGGCCAGCGCAGGCUGGGCGGGCCGGGGCGGGGUCCGGCGCGCUGUCUCAAGGCGCGGUCAGUGCCCGCAGUCCGAGGCCAUCAGUCCGCGGCAGCAGCGCAAGGCAGCGAGGCCGAGCGCGGCCUCCGCCGGCUCGUGGAAGCCGGGAUCGCGACUGGACGCUCCGGGCCGCCUUCGGCCGGCACCGCCCGGCCGCCGAGAUGUGUGACUGCUUCCACGUGGUGCUGCCCACCUGGCCUGGAGCCCCUGGCAGCGGUGCGCCCCCUCCCCGCCUGCAGCCCGCUCCCCUCUGGCGGGUGGGCUCCGCGGGCGCGCUGGGGCGUGUCGGGGGCGCGCAGUGCGGGCCGGACUGCGCGCUAGCGGGCGGGCGGACCUCACUUGCUUUUGGUGCCUGGCUGGCCGCUCUCUCCUGCAUCUCGCCUUAUGGGAGCCCUGGACAGCAGCAGAAGAAUGAUAGCCCUGAUGUGGGAUGGGACCCCACCCCACCAUCCUUUACCAUGGCUGGCCCUGGCCCAUGUCACUGCAGUUGGGAGAGCCUCUUUGGUGAACCAGCCAGCUGUACCCCUCCGGCACUCUGUCCCCUUCCAGGUUCAGGACUGCAGCACCUGCCCCCUCACCACUUGUCAGUGUCUGGCCGACAGCUGCAGCCUGAGGGGCCUGAUGCAGAGACUGAAGAGAACCACUCUGUGACUGAAGGGCCUACGGAUGAGAUCAUUAGACCACGGCCACAGGGGUCCUCACCUGUCUAUGAAUACACGGCUGAGGGUGCUGGCUUUGGAGUCCAGGAAAACGUCCCGGGCAGACGAACUUCAGGGAGACGUAGGUCCUGGUGGAAGCGGCACUCAGGGGACUCGCCGGCCUUUUCCAGCAUGAGUAAUCCAGAGGCUGUGCAGGAGGCCACAGAGGUGACGCUGAAGACAGAGGUGGAGGCAGGAGCCACUGGCUACAGUGUUACAGGUGGCGGGGACCAGGGAAUAUUUGUCAAGCAAGUGCUAAAGGACUCCCCGGCCGACACGCUCUUCAGCUUGAGAGAAGGGGAUCAGCUGCUCAGCACAACAAUCUUCUUUGACGACAUUAAAUAUGAAGAUGCUUUCAAAAUCCUUCAGUACUCAGAACCAUACAAGGUUCAGUUCAAAAUCAAACGGAAACUCCCUGCCAGCAAGGAAGACGAGUGGGCUGCCCUCUACCCUCAGCAAGUUUCAAAGGGCAAGGAGAAGAAGCAGGUGAGGCUCUGCCCACCAAAGUGGCCCGAGGCUACUUUGGCUGCACCGUAAAUCCUG